Cooperia oncophora is the source of this 588-nucleotide messenger RNA. NCBI's taxonomy places the organism in Eukaryota, Metazoa, Nematoda, Chromadorea, Rhabditida, Trichostrongylidae. The record is from the annotation of a GenBank genome assembly.
AUGCGACAUACGGAUGUGAACGAAUGUGCCCUUGGACUGCAUAACUGCAGUGCUGCUGCGAUUUGUACGGAUUUAAAGAAUGGCUACGAAUGCAAGUGUCCUGAUGGCUAUACCGAUGGUAAUCCGGCAGAACCUGGCCGAGUAUGUGCGGCAUUGCUCUGCGGUCUGUGCAACGGUCAUGGCGAUUGUAUUCAUGACAGUGUCACCAAUAACGUCACCUGCUCAUGUGUCGACGGCUAUUCCGGACAGUUCUGCGAGGUUGCCCCGUCAAAUGCCGGCCUCAUUCUGAUGACGAUUCUGGCUCUGCUCUUCCUACUGCUCACUUUACUGUGCUGCCUGUACCUAUGUGCACGAUGCCGGGACGAGAUGAUGGGUCACGACAAUGCAGCCGUCCUUGGCGCAUAUCUGGACGACGGGGCAUCAGUUUCGUCGGACGGCUCUCUGGAGGAGAUCGAACGACGUGUCACCACCGACGUCACCCACCACGUGAGAUUCGUACAACGACUGUUCGCGGACCGAGAUGGGCAAACGGUAAGUCCAGUCAGAGUCAGACGGUACUCCAUGGUCCAUUCGAGAACUGACUACUGA